Molecule: messenger RNA, 1608 nt
Organism: Panonychus citri (citrus red mite)
Lineage: Eukaryota; Metazoa; Arthropoda; Arachnida; Trombidiformes; Tetranychidae
Product: atlastin-2-like
Exons: 2
Coding region: 196-1527 (443 amino acids)
Molecular function (GO): GTPase activity; GTP binding
Source: RefSeq, a predicted model, not a curated record
CGAGAUCGAUCAAUUUUCUUCAUCAGAAAUCGAUGUGAUCGAUCAAUUUUUCGGAUCAAAAGUUUUGAUUCAAAACAAAAUCUCAAGAGUAACGAUGUUGUUACCUUUUUGAAAGACCGAUUGGACUUUUCUCCGUUUUAGUUUCUAUUUUUUUACCGAUUUUCCAACUGUGACCUUUGUUCCUGUAGAAUUAUAAUGAUCGAACCUCUGAAAGUUAUUUAUUUUGAUUCGCAAUCAAAUGAAUUUGUCUUCGAUGAGAAAGGCUACUACGAGAUGUUAUUAUCAUGGGAAGAUGGUAUAAGUAAUCUGCCUGUUGCUAUUGUUUCCAUUGUCGGUGAUGCGAGAAAAGGAAAAUCUUUUCUAUUGAACUUUUUCCUUCGAUAUUUACAACGACACGACCAAGAAGAUUGGAUUGGUGAUCUGGAUGAACCAUUAAGAGGUUUCUCAUGGAGAGAUGGCGUUGAGAGAGAUACUGUCGGGAUCGUUUUAUGGCCUAAACCUUUUGUAUUGACUCGAAAAGAUGGUUCAAAAAUUGUUGUUAUUUUAAUGGACACUCAGGGUUUUUAUGAUGAUCACACAAACCACGAUACAGUUAGUCAAUUUUUUACAAUUGCAACGAUUAUUUCAUCGAUUCAAAUCUAUAAUCAGAAGGGAACCAUUCAAUCAAAUGAUAUUACAAUUUUAUCCAAAUUUAGUGAUUAUGCUGAUAGAGUGGCAAACGAAACUGGAGUCAAAGCCUUCCAGCGAUUGUUGUUCAUGAUCCGAGAUUGGUCUAAUCGUAAGGAAUUUGAAUUUGGACUCAAAGGAGGAUAUGAUUUCCUGGAAUACAAGAAAGAAAAUCAGAAAGAUAAAUUCUGUUCUCCAUGGGCCAAAUUGGAGAACUGUUAUUCGGACAUUGGUUGUUGUAUGUUACCUUCACUGGGAGACAAAGCUGAAGAUCUCGAUUUCAAUGGAGAAAUAAGUAAAUUGAAACCUGGAUUUGUCCAAGCUCUCAGAGAGUUAGUGCCAUCUAUUUUGUCACCCGAUAGAAUUGUCACCAAAUUAUAUGGAGGAAAGGAAAUUGAAUGUUGGAGGAUCUUGAAUCUCUUUAAAGAAGCGACCGAACAACUUACAUCAAUCAAAUCAAUUGAUAUUGAGGAAUAUGGAUUGACCAGUAACAUUUCCAUAAUCAAUAAUGCUCAUUUACUAGCCAGACAUCAUUAUUUGGAGCAACUUCAAUGUUUUGAACAAUCUGAACAAAAAGCUCUCCAAAAAGAACAUUUCGAUGCCGCUGAAACGGCAGCUCUUGAAUUGUUUGAUGAAAAAACAGAAUUAAUCGACGAUGAGCAAGAUGAAAUCGACAUUGCAAAAUUGGAGCUGGUCCAGUUCUUCGCGCACACCCGCGAAAUUUUUCCUCAACUGCCGCGAUCAAGUCUAAAAGAAGCCUCGAAAAUGUCUCUAUUCCACAUAAAGUGGGGCGUUUUACUCGGAAUGGGUCUCGCUGGGGCCGCUACAUGUGCGAAACUCUAUUUUAUCAAAACUAUAUGACCUCUUUUUGCAAAAUCGCUAUUGAGAUUUAUUUGAAUCGAACUUUUAGUUUGUAAAGAAAUGGAACCAAUUUAAAAUAUU